UUUAACUGCAAAACUUUUUUGCCGUAUACAAUAAAUCGCUAGUGUAUUGAUAAUCGUCAUCGUCAGUUGUGUGUGUUAUAUAGUUUAAAUAAUAAAAAAAUGAAGACAGAAAUCAGAAAGCCUCCGUCAGAAAGUCGAAAAAUAAGAAAGCCAAUUAUGGAGAAAAAACGCCGAGCUAGAAUCAAUGAUAGCUUAGAAACUCUAAAACAAAUACUGCUCCAAUCAAAAACAGACUUACAAGAAGCUAAAAAAGGUCAAAGAACAGCUAAGUUAGAAAAGGCUGAUAUUCUUGAGAUGACUGUGCAGUAUCUACAACAACUUCAAGAAAAAGAUAAAGAAAACCAAUCAAAACCUGUAAGUGUUAAACAAAACUUCCCAGUAAGUGCGACCUUAAUGAAAAAAGUUUCAAAUCAACAGAAGCCUUUGAGGAUAUGUUCCAAUUCGGUAAACAAAGAGCCAGUUGCCAUUCGACCAGCUGAUAGUUCAUCCGAAAAGGCAAAUUUUGGUGUUAGACUUCUUCCUACACAAUUAAUUAGUGGACAGGUUGUGUAUUUGUUACCUUCUAACUUAAAUGUAAAUAAUAUAAACUCAAACUACGCGGAUAGCAAAGAUAAAGUUUGGAGGCCUUGGUGAAUUUGAAACACCUGUUGUAAUUAGUGAGUUAUAUUUAUUUAUGGCAAACUGUUUACCAAUUGAGUUUAAAGUUAUGCUCAUUAUAUUUGUGGAGUCAGUAAUGAAUUUAUGAGACUGUUUUUAUA
Molecule: messenger RNA, 758 nt
Organism: Diabrotica virgifera virgifera (western corn rootworm)
Lineage: Eukaryota; Metazoa; Arthropoda; Insecta; Coleoptera; Chrysomelidae
Product: helix-loop-helix protein lin-22-like
Exons: 1
Coding region: 100-633 (177 amino acids)
Biological process (GO): regulation of neurogenesis; regulation of transcription by RNA polymerase II; anterior/posterior pattern specification
Cellular component (GO): nucleus
Molecular function (GO): DNA-binding transcription factor activity, RNA polymerase II-specific; protein dimerization activity; RNA polymerase II cis-regulatory region sequence-specific DNA binding
Source: RefSeq, a predicted model, not a curated record